UCUAAACUAGCUUCCCUUUGUACACAGCGUAGACCGAGCUCCCUGCGUGCACCGCGCGCUGCCAGAAGCGCGAAGCAGAAGUAAGGAAAGGGGAAUUGAGGAGAGGAGAUUAAGUUGGUUCAAGAGUACAUGUCCAAGCUGGCCACCGCUUGGUAACAAGGUACAACUGACUGGUUUCCUAAAGCUGUCUCUCAGGAGGAUGUCUGAAGUACUGUGUCCCAGGACAAUACACCCGAAGGAAGAGGAAUUUCUCCCUCAGCUUCUGCAUCUUAUUGGUAAAAGAAGUCCCCCAGAAUCAGCAUGUCCGUGACUGAGGAGGCGAUUCUCGGAGGCCAUGGCAGCCAUCCUUCUGCUGGUGGCAGUUCUGUGGUAUGCUUUGGACAGUGUCAGUACACAGCCGAAGAGUAUCAGGCCAUCCAGAAAGCUCUGAGGCAAAGGCUGGGCCCAGAAUACAUCAGCAGCCGAAUGGCUGGAGGCGGCCAGAGGGUAUGUUACAUUGAGGGUCACAGGGUAAUUAAUCUGGCCAAUGAGAUGUUUGGUUACAAUGGCUGGGCACACUCUAUCACACAGCAGAAUGUGGAUUUUGUUGACCUUAACAAUGGCAAGUUCUACGUGGGAGUCUGUGCAUUUGUGAGAGUCCAGUUGAAGGACGGCUCAUAUCAUGAAGAUGUGGGCUAUGGGGUCAGUGAGGGCCUCAAGUCAAAAGCCUUGUCUUUGGAGAAGGCAAGGAAGGAGGCGGUGACAGAUGGGCUGAAGCGGGCGCUGAGAAGUUUUGGGAAUGCACUUGGAAAUUGUAUUCUGGACAAAGACUAUCUGAGGUCACUAAAUAAACUUCCACGCCAGUUGCCUCUUGAAGUGGAUUUAACUAAAGCAAAGAGACAAGAUUUUGAACCCUCUGUGGAACAAGCAAGAUACAGCAGCUGCCGGCAGAACGUGACUCUGGGACCCCCGAAACCACAGGAGGUGACCUCCCCUUGUAAACCAAGCCGCUCAGAUGAUCCCCACCUCGUGAAACAGGAAGACAAGGCCGGCAGCUCCCGAAGCCUGGCCUCCGCCAUGGAGAGCGAUGCCACGUACCAGCGGAAGCUCCGGCAAAAACAGUUGCAGCAGCAGUUCCGGGAACAAAUGGAGAAACAGCAAGUGCAACUAUCUGCUCCAUCAGUGGAAAAGAAGAAUCAGGCAGCACCGCCAGCACUUCCUGUGAAGCACAGCACCCCCAUAACUGUUUCUGAACCACACACGGAGAAAGACUUCCUCACAGACAGUCUUGGAAUGUGGGAUAUGGAUCCAGAUGCAGGGGACAGUGAUGUGAAGCCCUUGUCUAGGCCAGAACCACUCCAGACCCCUGCCACACCAGUCCUGAAACACCAGGUGGUGACCUGGAAUAGGACCCCACAGGACCUCUGUCACCAGGAUCCACAAGCAAAAUCUGGACCCAGGCAACUCCAAACUCACAACAGUAACCAAGAGAUAACAGUAAACUGUGAUUUCUAUGACAAGAACCAAGACUUGAAGAAAAGGAAACUGGAUCCAUCUUAACUGAGGCUCCGGUCACAUCAUUGGACUUUGUCACAAAAAGGACUUUCGAAAACUACUUUUUGGUCAUGAAAUUGUUCAUCAUUCCUAGGGAAUGAGCUUUAUUUCCAAGGAUUUACCUUGCUUCAUUCUGAACUUUACCUGAGGAUUUGAGUGUUGGAGCCUACUGCAGACAGAGCAGAGCAGUCAGAAAGCCCUUUUAAAAAGCUUGUCACACACUGCAGUGGGGAGGCUCUACGAUUGAACACCUUCUCUCUGGCUCUUGAGGCUCUUCUCUAUUUAUUCCUAAGCGCUUACAUUAGUAAGUAUAGGCAUUUCAGGAGUCAUCAGUGGCUACCUGCCUUCAAGCAAUAUAAGCCAUACUAUGAAGCACGGACUUUAACCACCACCUAUAUCAAGUUAUUGUUAAUGUCUGUCUUCUUUGAACUUUAGGUCUCCACAUUUACUGCCGGCCACACCACGCUGUGUAUCCUAAGAACAAAGACUAGAGUGGGGUUUCGCUACUUUGCAUCAAUCCAGCCUGCCAUCUUCAUCUAUGAUAAUCUCUCCUUUAUAGGUUUAUGAAGUCACUGUCCUGUGGUUUUUUUCCUUAUCAAGGGAAUGAUCUAGGACCAAAGAAAAGGCAUUUUAAGAAAGCAAAAUAAAUUCUUUUUAACAAAAAAUGUAA
Messenger RNA from Neofelis nebulosa (Clouded leopard), 2203 nucleotides. RefSeq names its product RAD52 homolog, DNA repair protein (gene RAD52). The transcript has 13 exons. Gene Ontology annotation, biological process: double-strand break repair via single-strand annealing; double-strand break repair via homologous recombination; DNA recombinase assembly. Gene Ontology annotation, cellular component: nucleus. Bases 301 to 1539 code for a protein of 412 amino acids. NCBI's taxonomy places the organism in Eukaryota, Metazoa, Chordata, Mammalia, Carnivora, Felidae. The record is from RefSeq and is a predicted model, not a curated record.